Messenger RNA from Eriocheir sinensis (Chinese mitten crab), 1572 nucleotides. RefSeq lists its product as uncharacterized. Lineage: Eukaryota; Metazoa; Arthropoda; Malacostraca; Decapoda; Varunidae. Bases 190 to 774 code for a protein of 194 amino acids. The transcript is spliced from 4 exons. The record is from RefSeq and is a predicted model, not a curated record.
AAGGAAGAGAGAGGCACAGUCAGAAGCGGGGAGCAGCGCAGGCAGUGUGGCGGGCGAUGCGAGCGGCGGUAGCUGGCAACUGGCGGCAUACGUGUGGGAGGCAGAUAGCCCUGCCCUGCCUCACAUCAGUCGGUCGCUAAGCUAGAUACUGUGUGUAGCUCACCACUCGGCGUCCUCAUCACCAGCACGAUGGACGAAAACACACAAGACGAUUAUUACCCGGACACAGCAGCAGCGACCGCUAUUACCUUCUCCCCAGAAAUCAACACGGAUGAUGACAUCGUUCCCGUUUACUCUCCACAACACCGUUCACAAUUGUACCUGAGCAAUAACCCACCGACUGUCUCUCAUGACCGAGUUCAAGAUUAUGACCCAUACUACCCUACUGGUCACUCGAUACCCAGCCAGCACCCUAACGUGACUGGGGCGAGAGACACAGGAAGAUACCGGCCUCAGACCCCUGUAACUAUGGCAGAGAGCUCAUCGCCACACCUGUUGCAGCCGCCCUACUUCCAAGGUCACCCCCGCCUUGGCAUGGAGCAGAGGGCCGGGGGGGUCAGACUUCCCUCUCCCAACAACCGCCAGCCUCCAGAGGGCGGGCGAAGGUCCGGGCGAAGGUCCCUUCGAGCCCGCGCCGCCCAACGCCAGCGCGGGCAGCAGCAGGGGCGUGGCGAGGAGGCCCCCUUCCCCCGCCACCAAAGGGACACUGAUAGACUCACUGCCGAUAGACUCACUGACUCCUAUUUCACAUAUAAAUCAGACUGGCAAAAGUGACUCUCUCUCUCUCUCUCUCUCUCUCUCUCUCUCUCUCUCUCUCUCUCUCUCUCUCUCUCUCUCAGGGGGGGGUGGACAAUCGUGCAAGAUAAACACCUCCCCUUGUCUUGAUCUCUCACCCCUCAAAGCACACACACACACACACCUUUCUCUCUCCUCUUACACUAUAUUAUCAUUAAGACGCCUAUGGAAUCCGCCAGAAGGAACCCCACGAAACACAAGGACGGCUCCACAUACAAAGUUGACAAUAAUCAUUAGACUAAGACCGGCAGUGCCUUCAUGGGAGGGUGUGCGCGUGUGCCCGUUGAGUCGCGGAGGUGAGGAUGAUCCUCGGCGUCCUGCGGCAGGCGUGGGCAGAGCGCGGUGCUAUGGGGCUGUUACUACACAACUGUUACUGUGUUAGCGUGGCUGUGCCGGGGGGGAGGGGGGGGAGGUUCCCGCGUGCUAGAAAUGUCGUAAAGCUUUAGUGUUAGUUUCACUCAGUUUUUCGUUAUAGUAUUCAAGAUUGCACCCAUCAUUCGUUUUCUCAUUUUUUCAAGAGUUCAUCAAACCAAUCAAUUUAUUAGCCAGGAAUACUUUUAAAGUUCAUUUUGACAAAUCAUAUAUUACAGUAUUUUUUUAAAUAUUAACGAGAUCAACUUUUAUAUGCACUAUCAAGUUAUGUAUCCAAAAUAAAACAAAUACAUAUUUAGCAAAAUUACUGAGUUCGUUAUCAAUAUUAUUAUCUUGUGUAAGUCUAUAAAUGUAGACAUACUUAGAGAUUUUGUAUUGAUUUUUAUCAAUAAAACGAAAAUUUAA